Paramecium pentaurelia is the source of this 976-nucleotide messenger RNA. Lineage: Eukaryota; Ciliophora; Oligohymenophorea; Peniculida; Parameciidae. The record is from the annotation of a GenBank genome assembly.
UAUGGACAAAUUACAUCCACUAUUCGUUCAUCCAACUUAGAAAUUAUGGAAUAGCUAAUUACCUAGAAAGAGCUAAUUAGUCUAUCCAUUAUUUAUAGUUGAUGGAGAGAAUCAAAAACAACCAAUAAAUUCAAUGCCUAAUAUUUAUAGAUACUCAGUUGAUUUAUUAAAAGAAUUACUGGAACCUUUGGUGAUAAAAGGAUUAAAAGCAGUAUUAAUAUUUGGAGUGAUUGGAAAUGAAGAUAAGGAUGAAUUUGGAUCAAUGGCAGGAGGAUUAGGAAAGGAAUCAUGUGUUCAUAAAGCAUUAAGAUUAUUAAAAUAAGUAUUUCCUUAAUUGUUAUUAAUAACUGAUGUGUGUUUGUGUGCAUAUACAUCUCAUGGACAUUGUGGGAUAUUAACAAAAGAUGGAUACUUAGAUAAUUAAGCCAGUAUAAAAAGAUUGAGUGAAUGUGCUUUAUCUUAUGCAUAGGCUGGAGCUGAUAUUGUAGCACCAUCUGAUAUGAUGGACAAUAGAGUUAGAGCAAUUAAAGAAUUGUUAGAUUAACAUCCAAAUUUGAGAGUUCCAAUUAUGUCUUAUUCAUCUAAAUUUUGUUCAGCAUUAUAUGGUCCUUUUAGAGAUGUCUGUUGUUCAGCUCCUUAAAAGUUUGAUAGAUCUUCAUAUCAAUUGCCACCAGGGAGUAGAUAAUUGGCUUUAUAGGCUGCAGAGAGAGAUUUGAAGGAAGGAGCAGGUUAUUUGAUGGUUAAACCAAUAACUGCAUAUUUAGAUAUAGCUGCAGAAAUAAAGAGAAGACAUCCAGAUACAUUACUUGCAUGUUAUCAUGUUAGUGGGGAAUACUCUAUGUUACAUGCUGGUGCAGAAAAGAAAUUGUUCGAUUUGAAGAGAGUAGUAUUAGAAUAUAUGGAAGGGUUCAUUAGAUCAGGGAUUGAUAUUAUUAUCACUUAUUUCACUCCUGAAUUGUUGGAUUGGUUAGAAUGA